AUGUUCAUAAGAGAACGAAUGGAGUUCUUCUACAUUUUCAAUGUCGCUAGUGGACACCGUUUUCACGUGGAGUUGUCGCCCCAUUGGACAACCCUUCAACUCCAAGAAACUAUUCGACAUUUGACCGGUAUUCGAAUUGAUGAUCAGGUUCUGCUCAGGUCGGGUGGAGAGAUUCUGGAUAGCGAUGAGCUUAUUCAGUGUGCUUGUCCUUGUAACAAUGCCGACGAUCCAGUUUAUCUUUUUCAACGGAGCAGUCGUUACGAUAAAGAGGACAAUCGAGUUUGGGAACAGGAAAUUAACGAGAUAACCAGCAUCAUUGACAUUUCUAUUGAAAAUGCCAUUCGACUCGAGCAGAAUUCGGAUAUGCACAGCGUCUAUUUGGGAAUUCCACAACGAGCGCGUGAAUGUCGCGCCGCUUCGCAGACCGCUAUUCAUUCAUGUGCUCGUUUUGCAGAAGAGCACCGUUUAAUUCACCAGGGAUGGUUGGCCUUAGUGAAUAAUAUGGAUAAUUCCAUUACACGCCUUAGAAAGCGAGCUGCACGCUUCCAGCAUCAAGUUGAAAAGUAUAGAGUGUCCGAUUCGCUACGAAACGAGCGAGAAUCCUGCAUGUUUGUACUGAUUCAGGUUCAACAACAAAAGGAAAAAGCAGCUGCCCUCCUUCAAGGUUUCGAGGAAGUCAUGAGGGAACUCAAGCAGAUCCGCAUUCCGGGUUCACUUUUGGCUCAUUCUCGUGGUAAUUCCGAUGCUUCUCAUUCUGAUAUCUCUUUGUACGCAUGGAUUUCCGCUUCUGACCCAGAACACACUCUCCGGGAACUCGUUGAGCAAGUGGACGAACAGCUAAAAAAUUUUGGUAAAAUGGAUGCCAACUCUACUGUGCAGAACAUUGAAAAAGUAGUAGAAUUAUCAAAGGACACGUAUGAUCGGUUACAUCACGCCAAUAACGAAGUUCUUGUAUUUGAGGAGAAGUUCACAGGAUUAAAACAGCGGCUGGAUCUCGUUAGACAAAUUAAGGAAGCACCUAUGAUCUAUACUACGGCUGUUAGCGAAGUGGUUCGUCGAACUACGUUCAAUAAAGAAUUCACUUCGUGGCAUGCACUACAUGUCGAAAAAUCCGCUUUGUUUUCUGAGGAAGAAUCAAGAAUCCGCUUGCAAUUUUCUACUAAGAUGGAAAAACAUUUCCUUCGCGUACUUUUCCAAGGUAUGUUCGACAAUCUGCCAUUGUUUUAUAUUAAAUCGCUGCCGAAGUUUGACGACUAUCUACCUCCAAUCGAUGUGAAUUAUCUAAGGGAGUUGGCAAAUAACGUCGAAGAGUUGAAACAGUACAUGAAGAUGCCGAGUCCUCAAGUAUUUGUUCGUCUUGGUGUCAGGGAUCCUUCCAUACCAUCUCCCGUUCUACCUCAUGUAAUGCGACGAGAAGAAAGCUUUUUUACCGCAGAUGUAGCUUUUUCGCUAUCAACUUUGACUCGUAAUUUUUCCAGUACAAACUGGCUAAGUACUGACGAUGGUGUGGAUUCGUCUCCAUCUGCCCUAACAACUAUACUAAUGACAAAAUCCCCUCCGUCAAGGAUCGGCUCGUCCUCCAGUUUGAACAUGCCAACGCCGUCACUAAAUCAGCUUUCCAUGCUUGGAGAGGAGGACGAGCUUCCCUCUACGUCAUUGGCAAAGAGUGCACCGAUACAAAUCCCUACCCCACAACCAAGACAAAUGUCAGAAAAAUCUAGCCAGUUUAGCACACCGGAUGACCAUUUCAAUACCACAGAUCCAAUUGAAGAACGGCAGUUUACGGUCGACGACCUCAUCAGCCGGUCACAGUCUUUCAAUGAAACGCUGAAACCUACUGUUGUGGAAAUACUUUCCAUUUCGAAGGAUAUGCUUGCUUUUCGUGCUGACUUGAUAAGGAAUUUCGAUUAUUUUAAAGAAAACUACACAAAACUUGAGGAGUUAGUUGGUCACACUCUCACGGAACGGGUCCGCCAAACUGUUGACUCAUUCGAGACAAAAUUGGCGGAGGUUAAAGAGGAGAAUGGUGUCCUCAGUGCUACGUUGGCGAAGCGGGAUAGUGACUUCGAAAAUCUUCGAGUUCUUCAUGAGGAUCAGACUGCAUUAUGGUCUAAUGAACUCGCUACGAAGAAUGCAGAACUAGAUAAGCUGCGGAAUGAAGCAGAGACUCUUGAGGCUAAGGUAAAAACCGUUAAAAGCGAAACAUUCAAAGAGGGUAUAAUAGCAAUGGAGCUUGAGAAAAAUCGUUUAAGUACUGAGUACGAAGAAAUUAUUGAGGCUAAAGAUGCUGAAAUUCGUCAACUAUUGAAAGAAUUGGAGAAAAAGUCUGCCGAAAUUGCGCGUCUUCAAUCUGAUCCACAAAGCGAAGCCUUCAGAAGGAAUGUAACUGCGGAGAUACGUAGUGAACUUGAAAAAGAUUCAAAGAAUAAACUUGACUUGUUGACGAAAGGUAUUGUGCAGAAGAAAGAUGAAGUUCUUACAAGGAUCAUGAAGGAAAUGCAGUACGAAGCCAAACUUUCACAGCAGGAGUUUAACUUCUCUUUGAAGUGGUUAGUGGCUGAACGUGACCGCCUCAAGGAUUAUAUCAUCAAAAAUUCAUCGGAAGGUCGUGCGUUUUGCGAGGCUGUGCAGAAUGAGAUUCAAUCCGCCAUAGCUUCAUCUGAAGGAUCACUAAAAUUUGUUUAUGGCACUUCGAUUGCUACACAAACUGAGGUUCCACAACUUCUAUCUGAAGGUGAAAAAGUGUACACAAGCCAGCCUGAAGACAUGAGGGAGAGUGCUUUAGCUUUUGAGUGCUUACCUGAGCUACUUGAAUCUGCGGGUGUUUCCGACUAUUCGUCGUGUAGUAACAACCAAAGAAAUGAAGUUCAGAUCCAAACAAAAAUAAGCUUACAAUCCAUGGAUCGAAUGAUUGCUAUUCAAGACAUUGAUAUAGGUUCCACUGUAAUAGCUAUAUGGAACAAUGAACACAACUCAUACAUGUUGUUUAGUUCGUCUAGCUACAAUUAUUUUGUGAAGGAGUCAUCCGUACUUCGUCUUGGUCUUUCCACCGAACUUUCCAAUGUCCCCCGUCGAAACUGGAUUCUUGCGAAAGUUUCUCGUUUGGAGUUUUGCAUUGUUCGAAAAGCAGAUAAUAGGUAUCAUCUUCCUGUUAACACCAAGAUGUAUCGUGUUGAAGUGAAGCCUGUGGAUCCGUAG
Molecule: messenger RNA, 3198 nt
Organism: Angiostrongylus costaricensis
Lineage: Eukaryota; Metazoa; Nematoda; Chromadorea; Rhabditida; Metastrongylidae
Source: the annotation of a GenBank genome assembly